UGAGUCCUGUCACGGAAAACGUUAAAUUCCCUAAACUAAAUCAGACGCUGCCGAUGUCUCAGUAUGCAAAUUCUUCCCAGUUAGUUGAACGAUGCUAUGGCCCCCUGACAUUAGGCUACAGCGGAGGGGCAUCGAUGCACGACUCCCUAGAGCUGGUUAAAUAUAAUAAUUUGCCACUUCAUUUAAACAGCACAUCCAUACGGAAUAUGGGGACAUAUUCAGGUCAGGAAUAUAUGAACCAGAGUCAAUACGCAGCGUCAACCUUGCCAAAAUUGUCUGGCCCAUUGAUCUGCAGUUCAUCUCAGUCGUGGAACAACGAGUUCGUAGGUCAAUCAGCCAAUGGAUGGAAUCGCUACUUAUUACAAUGCGAAAUGUGCGGAUAUCAAGCGGACAGUAGAUACGACAUGAUUGCUCAUUUAGAAGUGGGUCAUGGUUGUGACAUUGGUGGUCCCGUUUACAACCGCACGCAUUGGUGGCCAUCUUUCAGCGGUUCGCAAAUCUACGGCAGUAACAUACAUGCGCUAACUACAUCCCAGAGCUCAGAUCACGCGUACUAUCUGUACGGCAGGGAGAAUGUUAAAAUGGAAGUGCAAGACGGUUCUGCCGUUUACUGCACCGGUCAGGGCUGCCAAUCUAAAGAUGUACAUACGAUAAGUAGGUACGAGGGCUGGCAGUCAUUGCUGCCGAAAAACUCGAUCGAAGGUGACAGGGAUCGCCUCAACGCUUUCACGACCCACCCAAUUCUAAACGCUGGAUUCUCGUCGACGACAGGAACGCUCGAGAGUAAUCAGGGCGGCACGGAGGUGUUCAUCGGUAGUGGCGUCCAACAGCAGCUUCAAUCCGAAAAUUUUACGAUGAAGAUUAGGCAAGAAGCAGGCCACCACAGUAGUACUAAUAACGACAUCAUAGCGUUGCCUGCAAAUGACCACUGGCAAAAUAUGACACUGGGGGCAAAAAAAAUGCCUACUCAACAAUUAGAACGACUUCCUGAGCCCUAUGCCAUGCAAAAUGCUACAAUUAACGGAGCUUCAUCCACUAACAAGUACAUUGUCACUGAAGGACGAGAACAAUAUCACUGCGACAUUUCCACGAACGCAACCAGCGAAAAAAUGGAUCCUAUUAUAUACGAUGAAAAUUCGUUACUAGAUACAAGUGGCGCUCCGAAGUCUGCCAGUCAACAAGAAGCUCCGGGGUGCCAAGAACUAUCGACGGAAUGCCUGGCUACAGCCAUGCCUCACCAAUUGAGUUCUUCAAUAAAGGCACAAACCGAAACAACGGACGUAACCCCUAUGGGCUCGGGAAAACUAAUAAAAACUUCAACAAACAGAUUCAAGGAGGCAGCUAUUGAGGACGGUGUUGAAUGUGACCGAGAACAGACGGACAGAAUCGCCAUUAUGGAUCGAGUUUCACUUCGAGCUACGAGAGCCGCCGACCGACAUCACAGCAUAGAACAUUGCCAAUCUAUGCAAAAGAAUCAACGUUCGGAACGGUCUGAACGUGAUGCGAAGAUUGCAGACUCAACGAAGUCAAUUUUUUCAACGGAAACACCAAUAGAUAAGGAUAGUGAUGGGGCUUCAAUAAUAACUGAGGAAGGCUUUAGCGAUCAGGCUAAAUUGAAACAUCCCAUCCAUGCAGUCGAGCCAGGAUACAAUGGUUACAGAAGCCUUACGGAGGACUCAACAGGCGACGGGCGCGACGUGACCGACCAACAUGCAGAACUUGCAAAUAAAGUUCUGCAAGAAAGUGGCCCAAACGUGGAUCAUUUUGAUUUCGGCUGUGAUGAUGAACUCUUUGUCCGACUUCCCCGGCUGUUCCCUGAUCUCUUUGAAGGUACACUACAGAUUGAUGCUACCGAUGAAUAAGAUGAGGCUACCUGGUGAAAAGAAAAUUCUAUAUCGCCAUUCAGUUCUUCUUCCAGAGCUGCGAUUACACUGCUGAUUGGAAACGCGUUAGCGAUUUACGAUGCCCAACUGGCGCUACGGACUAGAUUAGUUGCUAUCUCCAUGCAGACCCAUUUUAGUCUAUCAAUUACAUUCAAGUGUGACGCCCAAACAGCAUAAUACAGCCACAGUAUAAACAUCAAUCAAAUUAAGUGGAUUACUGUUCAGUACGUUUUAACGACGGCGACGACGACGACGACGACGACGACGGCGAC
Varroa destructor (honeybee mite) is the source of this 2155-nucleotide messenger RNA. RefSeq lists its product as uncharacterized. Gene Ontology annotation, molecular function: ATP binding; transmembrane receptor protein tyrosine kinase activity. Lineage: Eukaryota; Metazoa; Arthropoda; Arachnida; Mesostigmata; Varroidae. Gene Ontology annotation, cellular component: signaling receptor complex; plasma membrane. The record is from RefSeq and is a predicted model, not a curated record. Gene Ontology annotation, biological process: positive regulation of kinase activity; multicellular organism development; cell surface receptor protein tyrosine kinase signaling pathway.